UAUCUUUCUUCCGAAAGAGAAAAGAAAAAUUCCAAGGAUUAUAAUUAUACGUUAAGAUAUUUCAAUUUGUUUAUUAUUGCAAUGGCAAAAUCUGGUAAAAUGAUCGCAUUGAUUUGUCUUCUGAUGCUUUUGGAAGACUACAGUCAUGCCGCAAGACCAUCCAGUUACAACAGUCCAACUUUAUUCAUGAUCGGUGGUGUCCUUUCAAACAACGAAAGCAAAAAUUAUUUUGGUGCCACCGUUGAUCAUUUGAACUUUGAUUCACAAUACGUGAACAAGGGUAUAACUUAUCAACACACUGUCAUCGAAAUGGAUUCCAAUCCAAUCAGGACAGCUCUAAGCGUUUGUAAAUCUCUAAUCGCUAAGCAAGUUUACGCAGUAGUUGUGUCUCAUCCUUUAACAGGUGAUUUGUCACCAGCUGCUGUUUCCUAUACCAGCGGUUUUUAUCAUAUACCUGUAAUUGGUAUAUCAUCUCGUGAUUCAGCAUUUUCCGAUAAAAAUAUUCACGUGUCUUUCUUACGUACCGUCCCACCAUAUUCUCAUCAGGCCGAUGUGUGGGUCGAAUUGUUGAAAUAUUUUAACUAUAUGAAGAUCAUCUUCAUACACAGUUCGGACACCGACGGUCGUGCUUUGCUCGGACGUUUCCAAACGACAUCACAAAAUUUAGAAGAUGACGUUGAAAUCAAAGUACACGUGGAAUCCGUAAUAGAAUUCGAGCCAGGUCUUGAAAGUUUUAUGGAACAUUUGAUGGAUAUGAAGAACGCACAAGCCAGAGUCUGUUUGAUGUACGCAACGAAGACAGAUGCAAAAGUUAUCUUCAGGGAUGCGGCAUCAUUAAACAUGACCGGAGCUGGAUACGUUUGGAUUGUUACCGAGCAAGCAUUGGAUGCACCUAACGCACCAGAAGGUCUUCUUGGAUUGAAAUUAAUUAACGCGAGCGCAGAGAAGGCUCACAUCAAGGACAGCCUAUAUGCUUUUGUCUCUGCUUUGCGAGAAAUGAAUGAAACCGAAGAGAUCACAAGUGCUCCCAAGGAUUGCGGUGAUUCCGGAUCGAUAUGGGAAACUGGGAAGAAACUUUUUGAUUACAUACGUCAACAAGUUUUACCACAUGGAGAAACUGGCAGAGUUGCUUUCGACGAUAAUGGCGAUCGUAUUUUUGCUGAAUACGAUAUCAUUAACAUCAAUGAGGAUAGUCGGCAAGUUUCGGUUGGACAAUACUUUUAUCCAGCUAAUGGAACAAAAAUGAGAUUAAGAGUGAACGAGUCUAAUAUCACGUGGCCUGGGCGUUUAAAAAAUAAACCCGAAGGUUUAAUGAUACCAACGCACUUAAAGGUUUUGACAAUUGAAGAGAAACCUUUCGUUUACGUACGUGAAGCAAGCGAAAUUGAUUGCCUGCCUGAUGAAAUAGCAUGUCCUCAUUUCAAUGUUACCGAUCACGAGAACUCGAAAAUAUAUUGUUGCAAAGGUUAUUGCGUAGAUUUGUUGAAAGAAUUGUCUAAGACUAUCAAUUUCACUUAUAAUCUUGCCUUAUCACCGGAUGGUCAAUUUGGCAGUUAUGUUAUUAAAAAUAGUUCAGUCGGAGGGAAAAAAGAAUGGACAGGACUAAUCGGAGAAUUGGUGAACGAACGAGCAGAUAUGAUCGUUGCACCAUUGACGAUUAAUCCUGAACGUGCUGAAUUCAUCGAAUUCAGCAAGCCAUUCAAAUAUCAGGGGAUAACUAUACUAGAAAAAAAGCCAUCCAGGUCGUCAACACUGGUAUCUUUCUUACAACCAUUCAGUAACACCCUUUGGAUCCUGGUGAUGGUUUCGGUGCACGUAGUGGCGCUAGUUCUGUACCUCCUCGACCGGUUUUCACCUUUCGGGAGGUUCAAACUAGCUAAUACUGACGGCACCGAGGAAGAUGCCCUCAAUCUCUCGAGUGCCGUUUGGUUUGCAUGGGGAGUAUUAUUGAACAGUGGAAUUGGAGAAGGUACUCCAAGAAGUUUUUCAGCACGAGUAUUGGGUAUGGUAUGGGCAGGAUUUGCUAUGAUCAUCGUAGCAUCUUAUACAGCUAAUCUGGCUGCCUUCCUUGUAUUGGAACGUCCUAAAACAAAAUUGACCGGUAUCAAUGAUGCCCGACUCAGGAAUACUAUGGAAAAUUUAACAUGCGCUACGGUUAAGGGAUCAGCAGUGGACAUGUAUUUCAGGCGACAAGUUGAACUCUCUAAUAUGUAUCGAACAAUGGAAGCUAACAAUUAUGAUACAGCCGAAGAUGCUAUACGUGAUAUAAAAAUUGGGAAAUUAAUGGCAUUCAUCUGGGAUAGUUCACGUUUGGAAUUCGAGGCAGCUCAGGAUUGCGAGCUAGUAACUGCUGGUGAAUUAUUUGGUCGUUCUGGUUACGGAAUUGGCCUGCAGAAAGGUUCACCCUGGGCGGAUGCCGUGACACUGGCAAUUUUAGACUUUCAUGAAAGUGGUUUUAUGGAAAGUCUCGAUAAUCUUUGGAUACUCCAAGGGAAUCUACAACAAUGCGAACAAUUUGAAAAAACUCCGAACACUCUCGGAUUGCAAAAUAUGGCGGGAGUGUUCAUAGUGGUCGCGGUCGGUAUCUUCGGUGGUAUCGGAUUGAUUAUUAUCGAGAUGGCGUACAAGAGGCAUCAAACUAAAAAACAGAAGAAAAUGGAACUGGCAAGGCACGCAGCCGAUAAAUGGAGAGGAACGAUCGAGAAGCGGAAAACACUUCGAGCUUCGAUAGCUGCACAACGAAGAAUUCAAAGCAAUGGCCUGAACGAUCCAACGACCGUCAGCUUAGCAGUCGAUACGGUCGCCAGAUGCACCGUCGCACCACGUAGCCCUGGAAGGGCAUGGCCUGGAGAUAGUGAUAUACGUCAACGACCAAUGUCACGUUCUGAAGACGUAAGAUUAUCACCCGCCGUUUACACCGCUGAUGUAUCUCAUCUUGUAGUUUAAUUAUUAUAUAUAUACAUACAUAUAUAUAUAUUUAUAUAUAUGUGUGUGUGUGUUCACACAAAAUAGUUUUUUAAUAUGUACAACUAUUUCAUAUAUACAUAGUAUUAAUGCAGAUUACGAACUCUGAUGGAAUUGUAUUAAUAGUUACAAAUUAGGAGGUCUCGUUCGUUGAAUAAAAGAAAAUUCUUUGAUUGUUAUAA
Messenger RNA from Vespa crabro (European hornet), 3146 nucleotides. It is a transcript of the gene Nmdar1, whose product is annotated as glutamate [NMDA] receptor subunit 1. The coding region runs from base 82 to 2946 and encodes 954 amino acids. NCBI's taxonomy places the organism in Eukaryota, Metazoa, Arthropoda, Insecta, Hymenoptera, Vespidae. Gene Ontology annotation, biological process: ionotropic glutamate receptor signaling pathway; monoatomic ion transport; regulation of membrane potential. Gene Ontology annotation, cellular component: NMDA selective glutamate receptor complex; synapse; neuron projection. The record is from RefSeq and is a predicted model, not a curated record. The transcript is spliced from 17 exons. Gene Ontology annotation, molecular function: NMDA glutamate receptor activity.